Messenger RNA from Hyaloscypha bicolor E, 1052 nucleotides. RefSeq lists its product as uncharacterized. The transcript has 2 exons. NCBI's taxonomy places the organism in Eukaryota, Fungi, Ascomycota, Leotiomycetes, Helotiales, Hyaloscyphaceae. Gene Ontology annotation, cellular component: nucleus. Bases 200 to 958 code for a protein of 252 amino acids. Gene Ontology annotation, biological process: regulation of transcription by RNA polymerase II. The record is from RefSeq and is a predicted model, not a curated record.
CUGGAUGUAAUGAUAUGCGCUGUGGUUGUUGUCCCUUUGGGAUUUAACACAGUUCAUAGACCUCAGUAACUGUCGAAAAACUUACUGAGCUUGGAGCCUUCAUCAAAACCUUCUCACUCGUCAAACGGCCUUCAAGCUUCUCCACGCACCCAUACAUUCGACCACAUCCAAAAAACUUCCAUAAAACCUUUGGUUCACCAUGGCUUCCGCCAUGUUCAACCCGCAUGAUAACCCUUACUUGACUAGCCCUGGCUCUGAACCCGACCAGGUGUACACUCAACCUUUCACCAACUUUGAUCCAUUUUGGCAACCCAACGAGUUUGACUGGAGUGAUCUUGACUUUUUUGACCCUGGCGAUAUUGACAUGAACUGGAUGGGCCAGCCACUUGAUGAAACUACAAUGGCACAAUUACCAGGAUCUAUGUCAAGUGAUGGUGCAAACAUGGAGCGAGCAUUUGUGUCGGAUAGUGGCCAAUUAAUCUUUCCACUAACCCCUCCAGACACAUUUACUCCUGAUUCUACUCCUUGGACAUCAUCAUCGUUGACCAGUCCCCCCCCUUCCAAUACCUCGCACACAACAAUACCAUAUCAUCAGUCACCACCCAUGCCUUCCUCGUCCCCGCCAACUCAGUCGUCGUCCUCCACCCCACCUGAUUCUAGAAAACCCUACAUCUGCACUGUCUUCCAACCCAUUCGCUCCUACACCAGCUUCCAAUACCUGAAACGACACCAAAAAAGGCACAACCCGCGGGUUACAUGUCUAUCUCCCACGUGCAGCCUUCGCUUCCCAGAAACAAAAGAUAUGAAAAGACAUGUUCAGACAAGCCACCCUGGGGUUCUGCCACCUGAACGAUACUUCUGUCGAGAAAAGGGGUGUGGGUAUGCGAGCAAGGAGUUUUCCAGAAAAGAUAAUUUAAAGCGGCAUUUGAAAGAUGCGCAUGGGUGGUUGGGGCGUUGAUAUGGUCACAAAUUCCUAUUAUUUCCCCCUCUUUCUAAUCACGCGUAAUUUGCUGCUUAGCAACGUUUGGGAUGGCGUUAAUUGCUUUGAAGAA